Messenger RNA from Manacus vitellinus (golden-collared manakin), 3008 nucleotides. RefSeq names its product GA binding protein transcription factor subunit beta 1 (gene GABPB1). Gene Ontology annotation, biological process: positive regulation of transcription by RNA polymerase II. Gene Ontology annotation, molecular function: protein binding; transcription cis-regulatory region binding. Gene Ontology annotation, cellular component: nucleus. The coding region runs from base 190 to 1377 and encodes 395 amino acids. The transcript has 9 exons. NCBI's taxonomy places the organism in Eukaryota, Metazoa, Chordata, Aves, Passeriformes, Pipridae. The record is from RefSeq and is a predicted model, not a curated record.
AAAUGUGGACAGAGCCUUCCCAAAUCUUCGUUCGCAAAGCCCAGCCAUGACUGACAUAGUGGUACCUCUUAAAUGCGUGUGGGCAUUUUGGGUGAGUGGAUGCAGUGCCUUUGGGUGUGUGACAUGGCAGCCACGAUGUUGUAGUACCCUUUGAAAGCUGGACAAAGCUGCAGAAGGUUGCAGAAUCAGAUGUCACUAGUAGAUUUGGGAAAGAAACUUUUAGAAGCUGCACGAGCAGGUCAAGAUGACGAAGUUCGCAUUUUGAUGGCAAAUGGAGCACCUUUUACCACAGACUGGCUGGGAACAUCUCCACUUCAUCUAGCAGCACAGUAUGGACACUACUCAACCACAGAGGUGUUGCUGCGAGCAGGUGUAAGUCGGGAUGCCAGAACCAAAGUGGACAGAACUCCAUUACAUAUGGCAGCAUCAGAAGGCCAUGCCAGCAUAGUAGAAGUCUUACUUAAGCAUGGUGCUGAUGUCAAUGCCAAGGACAUGCUCAAAAUGACUGCACUUCACUGGGCUGCUGAGCAUCACCACCAAGAAGUUGUAGAACUCUUGAUAAAGUAUGGAGCAGAUGUUCAUGCUCAGAGUAAAUUUUGCAAAACAGCAUUAGAUAUUGCAGUAGACAACGGGAAUGAAGACAUUGCAGAAAUAUUACAGAUUGCAAUGCAGAACCAAAUCAACACAAACCCAGAGAGUCCGGACACUGUGACGAUACACGCAGCAACACCACAGUUCAUCAUUGGACCUGGAGGGGUGGUGAACCUAACAGGUCUGGUAUCUUCUGCAAAUACAUCCAAUGGAACAGAUGAAACAGGAGUGUCUGCUGUACAGUUUGGAAAUUCAUCAACGUCAGUAUUAGCUACGUUGGCAGCUUUAGCAGAAGCAUCAGCUCCACUGUCUAAUUCCUCGGAAACACCAGUUGUGGCCACAGAAGAAGUUGUGACUGCAGAAUCUGUGGAUGGGGCCAUUCAGCAAGUUGUCAGUUCUGGAGGUCAGCAGGUUAUUACUAUAGUUACAGAUGGCAUUCAGCUGGGUAACCUGCAUUCCAUUCCAACCAGUGGAAUAGGGCAACCCAUCAUUGUGACCAUGCCAGAUGGACAGCAAGUAUUAACAGUCCCAGCAACAGACAUUGCUGAAGAAACUGUGAUAAGUGAAGAACCGCCAGUGAAGAGACAGUGCAUUGAGAUUGUUGAAAAUCGUGUGGAGUCUGCAGAAAUAGAAGAGAGAGAAACUCUUCAGAAACAGCUGGAUGAGGCAAACAGAGAAGCACAAAAAUACCGUCAGCAGCUUCUAAAGAAGGAACAAGAAGCAGAGGCCUAUCGGCAGAAGUUAGAGGCAAUGAACCGCCUCCAGACUAAUAAAGAAGCUGUUUAAUAAAAAAUGAACACACUGCAAAGCCUGUUACUUUCAAAAACCUGCAGUACAAUCUUGAACUGUACACUAUAUAGGUACAGACAUGGGAUUUCAUGAUAGAGAAGAUGCUACAAGUUGAUAACUGGACUUAAGCCGUGAGCUCUGAUUAAUUUCUUGUAACAUAAAAACUCUGAAUUUAGAAAUUGUGAAAAGUAUUUAAAAUUAAAUACUGUAAAUAGUUGGUUUUUUUACAGUUUCAAAAUAAGUUGAUAAAUCUUUUUGAAGGGAUCCAGAAACAUGAAAAGCCAAUGUUUUUGUGAAAUUUUUGAUUUUAGUAUGAAUCUACUUCUGAAAAACAGAACAGUUUUAAGGGUGAUGUUGAUUUAAGCUUGAAAAUUGAUUAUGUGACAAAAUUAAUUAACAGUUAUUUCUACAUGACAACAACUCAAACAACUUCUCUGAAUAAGACAUUUCCAGGUGGAAAUCUUUGUACAGCUUUAAGUAGUUGUCUCAGAUUCUCUGAAAACCAUUUUUGGUUUUUUUUUAUUUUAGGUGGUGAAAUUUUUAUAUUUAAUUUCAGAUAUAUCCAAGUAGAUUUACAUGUAUAUGAAGCUAAUAUUUUUUAAACUUUUCAGUUUGUACAUAUGCUGCAUGUUUUUAUAAUUUCUACACAUACAUCUUGCAUAGGUAUUUUUCAGCAAAGAUGAGAAAAAUUAUGAGAAAAAUGUUUAGCCUAUAGGUCAUUUGAAGUAAGCUAGCAGCCAGUUUUAUCGUGGAUGGUAUAUUUCUUGGAAGAAUGUAAUUUGUAAUUAAGAAGAACAAAAAAGAAUCUUAAUUUACAUAUUAAGAGGCAAAAUUUGGUAGUGGAGGCAUUGAAACUUCACUUUGUGUGUCUUACAAUUUUCCUGUACAAACAUUUUAAAGUUCAGUAAUGAAUAGAAAAGAAUGUCUCCACUGGAACACAAAUAGUAGUUAUUUUAGAAUAUUCCUAUUGAUCUCUCUUCCCCAAUAGCCUUGAAAUUACUUCAGUGAUACAUUUUUUUCUGAACAGACUUUUGCAUUUUAAUUAUGCAAUUGGACAAGUAAUUUUUUUUAUGUUGUAGUGAUGCUCUUCCUACCCAGCAUCAUUGUUCCUCACUGUGAUACUGUGUUUGUGUGUGUCUGUGCAGUGAUCUAUUAUGCUUAAAAUUUAUAUGGCACAUUACAUCUUCAGCGCAUUGUAAAAUCUUUUAAAGAACCCUUUCCUAUACUACCUGAGGCAGGUAAGUGUUAUUGUCUCAAUUUUAUAACUGGUAUAAAUGCAACACAAGGGAGUGGUAAAUGACUGGCUUAACACCACAUGAACCUGUGGUCACCUGGGAAUGGAUCUCAGGAGUUCCUGGCUUCUAGUCCUGUGCUUAGACUGAGCUGCCUUAAGACUGUUCAGUGCUGUGUUACAUUAAAUUUUGAACUACUGUGCAGGUUCGUUUUUUGUAAGAUAAAAUUCUUUGUGCUUUGCUUUGUUGUUCCAUGUUCACUGCUUUUAUGGAAUUGUUUAUAUAAACUUAAGCAAAAAGUCUGGUUUAUCUAUACUGUACACGGAAGAAUUACCCUUAAAACUGUACUCUGGCCUACUUUUUCUAUUUUACAAUUAAAUAUCUUUUCCACAUAUA